Messenger RNA from Motacilla alba alba, 12016 nucleotides. It is a transcript of the gene SP3, whose product is annotated as Sp3 transcription factor. The record is from RefSeq and is a predicted model, not a curated record. Lineage: Eukaryota; Metazoa; Chordata; Aves; Passeriformes; Motacillidae. The coding region runs from base 8245 to 10566 and encodes 773 amino acids. Gene Ontology annotation, biological process: regulation of transcription by RNA polymerase II. The transcript has 7 exons. Gene Ontology annotation, molecular function: DNA-binding transcription factor activity, RNA polymerase II-specific; RNA polymerase II cis-regulatory region sequence-specific DNA binding.
GUUUGAAUUUUCCAACUUUGUGAAAACAAACUAAUAGCAAUGAUCCACUUCAAUAACUCAGAUACUAAUUGACACAAGAGAGAGAAACAAUACAUUAAAAAAUAAUUAACUUUUGUUAAUUAAUUUUUAGGAAUAGGAAGGACACCUGCAGCACGUGCAGAUGUUUGCAAGUGUCAUUAGACUGGGAAGGUUGUGCAGUAGUUUGGAAAUAGAAACAGGUCAAAAGGACCAGGAAUGAUCUGCAGCAUCGUUUGAGAAGUAAAGUAUGUGAUUGCUAGAGAGCUGCAAUAAAGGUGAUGAAGAUGUGCAUUUUUUAAGGAUGUUUAUAGAAGCCAGAGGUUAAUUAGCAGUUAAAAAGCAUCCACUGGUGUUUUAUGUGAGCACCAUGAGUGUGUUAAUUAUCAUUUUCAGCCUCAAACAUGCCUCUUUCAGACUUAAGCUGAAACAGAUUGAUGAUUCUUUUACUGAGGCGUUCCUUAGAUAAAUUUUAAUUAGUAACUUUCCCCCCUCCCCCCAAACAGUUUUCUUCUAUGACCAGAAGUAGAAUUUCAUCUCACUCUGCUUUCUCUCCCUUGGUGUUUGUGAUGCAGUUCCAGUACUAUCUGUGGCAAAGCAGGAAGGUAAGAGAUAAGGGGAAUGCAUCUGUUACCAAGUCUUGUCCAAAUAAUAGAUUCGGACUUUGCAGAAAUGUAGACACAUGAAAAUGUUAAAUAAACCCUAGAACUUUCCACCUCCUUUUUCAAAGUUAGGCACAAACCUAAUUUGUUCUGUUCAUCCUAGUGCUUUUGUCUACUCUAAUAAAAUGAUGCUUCUAGGAAAGACCACAGAAGUUUUUUAUGCCACUGUGAACAUGCCAGAGCUCUCCAAAAACUGAGGUUCCUCACAGGGAGAGUGGACCAGGCACCUUGGGGGCAUUUAAGCCCCCAGACUGAGAUGACAUGGGCUGUGUGUAAUCCUCUAGCACCAAUUAAAAGAGAAUGCUGAGAACCUCUCUGAGAUCUGCUUGUUUUUUGCAGCAGACACCUCUCUCAGGGAAGGCUCUCAUGUCAUAGUGUCUCGUCUAGCCCUUUUCUGUAGGUUGCUACCCUCAACUCCUUUUUCAAAGAUCCUGUCAGGGAUUUUUUUUCCCUAAGAAACAAAAAACCUCCCUCACCUGAAGAUAUGCAAGAAUUCAGAACUUACGUACAGUUUUCCAAAAUGACCUUAGAGGGACAUUAAUUUCAUCUCUCACUGUUCAGACCACACCUUCUGGCUGCUGGAACUGAGACUUGUCAGAGAAAGCACGGGAUGUGGUUUGGACUACAGAGCCAUACUUCCUUCUCCUAGAGGGAGCCACGGAGUCUUACUUGCUUUUGUUUUGGGAAUGGGAAUUCAGACUGAGAUGCACAGAAGUAAGUCUCUUCAUCCCUCCAGAAGUACUUCCUUUCAGAAUGUGUAACUCCUGCUAUUAUGUUUUCAGAUUUCCAGCAAACAUAUGUGCACACAUAUAAUUUGCUAGUCUCUUUCAUUUCACUGGCCUCCUUUUCUACCAAUACUAUUAAAAAUAAACCAGCAAAUUGUGAGAAAGAAUUACACUAGACAAGAAAUACACAAGAUUUUUUCCCAUUCAGGUGACUUUAUAUUUUAUCUAUGUAUCUAUUUAAUUACUUCCAUUCUAGUUUUGUGAUGGGUACUGGAGGAAAAUCCUUAGAUGCUGUAUUACUGAUUCUGCAAGUCACAGUUAUGUGGCCUCUUUAUCUGAACAAUUUUUCUAACCUUACCUAAUGGAUCUACAAUUUUCCCCCCAAUUAUUUCUAUUAUUAGAUUUUAUCUGUUGUGAUGACCUUGAAGGGCACAAAUUAAGGAUAAACAAACAGGAUAAUGAUGGGGCCCAAAGACAACUUCUAGGAAGUUUGAAAAAAGACAUCUAUUUCUCAUUUAAGAGAGAUGAAAUGAAGAAUGAUUAACUUGCUAAAUGGCAAGUUUUCAGCUACGUACUGAUCUGCUUCUUCCUGUCGCCUCUUCCUAAAUGGGAGGGAGAUUAGAUCAUCUUCAGAUCUAAUUAGAUCUUCUUUGUCUCAUCUUCAGUAGAAAGAAAUUUUGUUAAUGAAAAAUAUUCUUAUUAGAUGGACUGUGCUGCCAGUUGAAUAAAAACCACACAUAUUUUACAAGAUUUACUAAUAUACUCUUUAUUUAUUUCUUUACACAACUAAAACCAAGAUAAUGAAAUUAAGGGGAAAAAACUCCAAAAACCUUGGGCAAUUACACUGAACUUUGUUCCCUAUUGUAAUGACAUAUUUUAACACAAGGAAGUUUUCUCUAACAUUAUUAAGAACAGAACCUGUUUACCGGUCAAAUACUAGAUGUCUCUAAUGAAUUUGAAAAUUUGCAAAAUAUACAAAAAUGUAUCACUUGGGGAAAGUUACAGCUGUAACAAACAAGGAAGAAUUUCUGAUUAAAAAGGAACAUGACUUAUUUUGUCCCAAUUGCUCAAAAAAAUUCAAAAAUACAGUGAGUAGUUUGAAAGCAAUGUUUCAGAGGUCUGCCCUCACUUACUGGUGCAUGUAGAGCUUGGAGAGACUUUCUGUUGGCCCCAUUCCUCCAAGAUCAGUCAUCUGUGCUGGUGAAGAGUCACAGCCUUUAAAUUUGUGCACUGGGUUGUUAGGCUACUUAUUCACAGGUUCUUCCUCUUACCAGGCAGCGUGUUUCAGAUCUCCAGUGAAGUGCAGGAAGAGCCUGGAGCAGGCACGUUUCUGCUGUGGCUGCCCACGAGUUUGCUAGGCCUGCCUCUACCCCAUCCAUAUCUUCUACUGGAUGCGAGCAGACCAGUGGAACCCAAUGUCUCCCCUGCUAACAGCUGGAUCCAGGUACCACACAUUUCCCCUUGACCUUUCUUUAAUGGAGCUGUUUCAAGCAGAGACCAGUACUCUUAAAAUUGCUUCCCCAUUUAAAACAGAAAAAAUGCUCUCCUAAAAUCCAAUUUUGCUAAGUAUUAUUUGUCUUUCAUAUACUUGGAUACCAUCACACUUAUGCAGCAGACUAAACCAAUGCCUUGAUAUUUCACAUGCUCUCAAGUGACAUUUGUGCUCCUCUAAAGGCUUGAAAUCCUGGGCUACUGACCCGACAUUUUACUCAAAACAUAGCCAAAAGCAAGUUCCUGUGUUGUUUGGCAAGUCUGACACCCUGAAUUAAUCUACUUGCAGCUGCUGAAGGGAGUCUUACCUCUCCUCCCCAGCCAUGGAGCUCUGUUGCUCCCUGUGUCUAGUUUGACUCAAUUUAGCUUGCAAUAUCAGAAGCGUAUUUUUGCAGGAUUUUCUUAUGGCAACGUCCAUGAGCUGUUAGGUUGGCUCAGCUUCUGGGUAGACCACACCUACUGCUAAAGCCUACUUCCCCCCAGCAAAAUUUUUGUUCUUGUAGCCAGAAGAACAGGAAGGUGCUUUCUGGAGGAUGAUGACACAAUGCCAGCCAAGACUCUUCCCUAACCACUGCUGAUUUUAUACUUGCAAGGGCUCAUUUCUCUAUUUGAUGAACUCAAGUCAUGCAACUAUCUCAACUACUCUGUGCUGACUCACGAACCCUCACAGGUCAACUUCCUGUCGGUCCUGCCUGUGGCCCUAUAUAAAGAUGACCCAAUACUCUUAAGCAAAUGGACCCAUAUGGGAUGUAGAAAUUAAGAGUGCAGUAUCUCCAGGACUGCUAGCUACACUCUGAUUCAUGUCUCCUAAGACUUAAACAAAUUGCAAAAGCAAGCUGAAAUACAAAAUGAAGUUGAAUGCUAGGAAGUUUAAGAGGUCUGAUUCAAAACACUGUCAUUAUCUUGGGUUUUGUAGUACCAUGCAAAUGUUUAGCACUUAGGAAAACAUGGCUUUCCAGAUUCAACUGAAAUUUUAAACACAUUACUAAAACAGAAGAAGGCAUCUCAAAUUCAAAAAGAUACCUCUCCUGAAUAGUUAGUUUUUUUAGUGUUCUAGUUAUUUUCUGAGGUAUGAGAUUUACACAUAAUCCUGCUCGUUGUCCCUCCCGUAAAGGACAUGUUUUAAGGUAGAUUGUUGAAUGGAAUCCCUACUGAUUCUUCAUAGGCAUUUCAGACCCAGCCUUUCAAACUAAAGUGACCUGAGCCUGAGUUUUCCUGGUGUUACAUUCUGUCCCAGCAGAAUGCAUUCCUGUCCGUCUUGUCCAGUUGCAUUCUAGGCUUCAGCAUGGCAAAACCACCACUCGACAGAGGAAUGGAGUACCACAGCUGUGGAAACUGAACUGGACCACAUACCAACAAACCUUCAAUAAUAUAACCCUUUAAAGAAAUGCAGGGUUACCCACAGCAGGGACCACUAAAGACAGAAAUAAUAUGUUAUAGCUCAGAAACUUCAAAGAACUAUAGAAACAGAAAAGCUAUUUCCAAGUAUAGCAGACACUGUCCUGAAUGGAAGUUGUGUUAAGACAGUGCAUUUCCUUCUGAAUUUGUACUGAACUGACACUGAGACUCAGCUCCAAGACUUGAACCAAUGAGAUAUAAGUUACAGUGGACAAAUACAGCAUUGAGCUUACAACUGAAAUACAGGGUAGGUAUCAAGUUUUAGCGUUCUUUCCAAGUUGCAUCUUGUUUCAUCUGUCAAAACCUUCUCUCAAGUUUCAUCAGAAGCUGGUAGACAUUGUUUCCUCUUCCACAUUAUUUUGCUACUUACCCCAAAGGCUGCAUCGCAGUUCUGAAACUGCUGCAUUUUGGUGUCUGGUAGAAGUAUUCUUAUUAUUUAUAGAGCACUAUUACUUUCUCUGUAUCUACACAGCUCAAAUUACAACACACCAUUUUCAGCAAAUUGAUUGAGAAUUCAUCCCAGGACCUGCAGCUAACCAGGAACUGCCCAGAAGCAGGAGGCAAGGUCUUACAGAGGCAAGGCUCUUUAAGAAUAAACUGGUCAUGGUUAGUUUAUUCAGAUCACAUAUGGAUAUGGUACAUCGGGCGGGCAAGCUCAAGGAAAACAACGGCUCCUCUAGUUGGGCAUGGAGCUGAGUCUCUGGGGCUACUGCCGCAGCGCUAACUCUGCAGGAAAACCAGCACCAAGGGGAACGCAGAUGUCCAGUUCUCAUACAGCAUCUCUCUCACGUAUUGAGGAUUUUUCUAAUGAUUAAUGUCUUAAUGCUAGUAUGUUGGUAAGCAAAAAAGCCCUACAAAUAAUGUCCUUUCUCAUUUUCUUUUUACAUUUCUUUAAAUGUUUUCUUAAUGGCUGCUGGAAAGGAGUAAACAGACACGUGAUUUCUGUUACCAAGCAGUUUGUAUUUAACAAUUCUGACUAUCUUUACACCUCUUUUUCAUAUAUCUUUUUUUGCAACUUUCUUGUAAUUUAUCAUGAGUUUUUGUCUACUUUUUAAACAGUCUAUUCAUAUUCUGGUUUAGUUCUUUAUCUGAAUUUAAUACAUUGUAACAGUGUCCCCCAAUUUUAGAUAUUUGACUAGAAAAAGAUGGUCCUCUGCUAGCGUUAAGCCUGAUAACAUCUGAGUUUUAUUGCACUGGAAAACUUUUUUACAUAUAAACUCAAUUCCACUAUUGGUAUUUCAAAUCUUUCAGUCUAAAAGCACUGCAGUUAUGUCCCAAGCCUGCAAUCAGAUCCAUGUAGGUAAACUGCUCUACUGACAACAUCCCCCUCAAGUCAGACAGCUCUCAACACGCACCCACCCAGCUGUAGAAGAAGGAACACCUUUCAUAUUUAGAUUAAACCCCAGACGACAUGACCUUCCUAACGCAAAAUGCCAUUGAUAGUAUUUGGCAAUACCCUGCUAAAUAGCAAGGGCCAGUUUUUCAAUGUAAUUUUCCCCAUCACAGCAUCUUAGCAGAAAUUAUUUCUCUUCUACAUCGGUCUUUAAAUGAACAGCUAGGUUACUGAAAGUCUAAAGUAAUCAGUAAUAGUUCUGGUUCCAGGAUGACAGACUCUCAUACGUUUCACUAGCAACUUCUGAUAUUGCCAAACAAACUCCCAAGUCCUGUACAAGGCUACUGAUGGAUUUUUAAAGGUUGUGUGUAUCAGCUUUCACCAGCUAAAAAUUAUUUCUGACACUUUAAAAAAAACCACUGACUUCUGUUCCCAGUUACAACUUUUGUUUAUUGAAAUAAAAAAUACAAAUUGAAAAAAACCCUUCUUCUUUAUGUCUGUGUUAUUUACCUUGCCAACAACUAACUCUAAAGCAGAAUUACAUGAGACUAUGUAAAUAAAUACAUACAUUUAACAAACAGAAGAGUUUUUUUAAGUACCUUGGCAAAAAUGAAUUGUGACAAAAAGAUUGGGGAAUUAUUUACAACUUACUAUUAAGUCACCUGAAGGUACUCUCAACACACCAGCCAAAGUAAACGGGUUAGAAAUAAGACUAUACAUCAUAUAGCAAGAACAAUCUUUAUCCAUCAUAACUUACUGAUAUUAAAUUCACAUUUUCUGAGUGCGUUUUUUCCUGUUCUGUAAUAGUUUCUAAGUCAAGCUUGGGCAGUUACUGCAAGGUCACGGUGCUGGGACUGAUUAAAAAGCACUGUUUAUUUGAUGCUCAGAGAGGCUGUUGAAAAUUAUGACUGUACUUCUGGGUUUCCUAGUUACUAACUUGGCCGUGAGUUGAUCUCAGGAGCCUGGGACUCCACACACUCAGCCCAACUGUGGACAUAUGAGACUGUGCUCACUGCCUCUCCUAGUUCAUCCUCAGUUCUAAUUACAUUAAAGGUUGUAACAGGAAAGCAGGUUUGAGGUUUUCUGGCCUUAUUUAGACUCCUUGGAACACCACACUAAAGGUAACCAUCAAAAAGUCAUUCUUCAGGAUAAUUUGCAAGCUGAGGGUCAAAAUCAGUGCCUCAACCUACACACUGUCCUAUGACCCUGCACAUACACUCAGAUGUGACAGAAGGCCAAGCCCAAAUUGUUCCUCUUUACAGGAACCCUUCACAAGCUAAGUGGUGUUACAGAGAAACAGGGCCCACUAAUAAUCAUUCCUGUAUCAUCAUAUACUUAUGUAACGUUUUAAAUAUAUUUCCUGUCUUAGUUUAACAAUCCUAGAGCUCCCAGUUUCCUUUGUGUUGCAUAACACGAGACACAAAGCAACAAACUGACGUUGAGGGGAAUCUUAUUAAUUCUCCUUAACACCAUGAAAAUAAAGCCUGCUGGUACAAAUGUUCUAUCCGUGCCACGGCUCGGGUGUCCAGCUCACGGCAGGUACUCCCGCUGGGAGGACGUGGAGCCUUAAACCGAACUCGCGGCCUUAUCCGGGACGGGUUUUGUUCUGCCUUAGAGACAGUGCCUGUUCUCGGUUCCCCCGCCCGGCCCAGGCAGGUGCGAGCCCGCCACAGCGCUUAUGCAACGGCGGCUGCGGGGUCGCCCCGUGAGGCGGGCGCUGCUCCCGGCGCUGAUCCGGACAGCCGGUCCCGCGGGGGGGCGGCCAGCGGCAGCCUCCGGGCAGCGCCCGCCCGGCCGGGCCGGCUCCCCUGGGGACGCCGCGCCGACAUCUUAGCGCCGGAGGGACAAAGCGCAAAGCGCGGCGGCGCUGUCCGUCGGCCGGGCGCCGCUCGGCCCUCGCCCCGGAGCCGCGGCUGUCGCCGGCCGUGAGUGACAGCCCCGGCGGGGAGACUUCGAAAGAUCGCAGCUCUGGCCCGGCGCCCCCCGGGCACAACAGCGGCGGGGGCGCGGGGGGAGGGGGGCUGGACGCAUAGCGCCACCGCCGCGCAGCUGUGCCUAUGCGCUGACCCCUGCGGACGGUCGGGCCCCGCGGUGCCAGAGGAGCGCGCCGGCGGUGCCGCCUCCCGGGACGGCGGGUGCCCGGCCGGCGCGGGCCGCGGCCUCCCGGCGGGUCCCGCUCAUUGUUCCCCGCACUAGCCCUGGCAAACAGGAAGCCACCCCGGCAUGGGGCGCCCCCCCGCCCCCGGCGGGUGACUGGCAGCCCGGGCGGCCCGUGCGAGCGGCGGCGGCGCCGAGGCGCAGCCAAUGAGAGCGCGCGCGCGCGGGCGUGGGCGGGAGUUCCGGGCUGGCAGGCGGGCGGGCGGGCGGCGGUGUCGGCCGGGCCCCCUCUCCCGCGGCAAGCCCCACCUUUCGGCUUUCCCGCACCGUCAAUCAAAAUAGGAAAAAAAACCCGGAGUAGGCUCGGGCCGCCGCCGCCGCUUCAGCCCGCCGUGAGCACAAUAAGCAUGUCCCCGGCGGCAGCCGCCUAGCCCCAGCCAGCAGGGCCUGUGUGCGAGCCAGCCAGCCUGCCUGCCUGCCUCCCGCCCAGCCAGCCAGCCAGCCGGCCGCUCGCACUCACACCAUGACCGCUCCCGAGAAGCCCGUGAAACAAGAGGAAAUGGCUGCCUUAGACGUGGACAGCAGCAGCCACAGCGAAUAUCUCCAGCACGGCAACGGCGCCGCCUCGGCCUCCGCCGGGGCGGCCGCCCCCCAGGACGCGCAGCCGUCACCGCUCGCUCUGCUGGCGGCCACCUGCAGCAAGAUCGGCCCGCCGUCGCCGGAGGAGGAUGAGGCCGCCGCCGCCGCCGCUGCCUCUCACUCUGCCGGAGCGACAGGGGAUUUGGCUUCUGUGCAAUUAGCUGGAGCUCCAAACAGAUGGGAGGUCUUGUCUGCAGCUCCUACCACUAUAAAGGAUGAAGCUGGUAAUAUAGUACAGAUUCCAGGUGCUGCCACAGUAACUUCAAGUGGGCAGUAUGUCCUUCCUAUUCAGAGUUUGCAAAAUCAACAAAUCUUUUCUGUUGCACCAGGAUCAGAUUCGUCGAAUGGUACAGUGUCUAACGUACAAUACCAAGUAAUACCCCAGAUCCAGACAGCGGAUGGUCAGCAGGUUCAACUUGGCUUUGCAGCCUCUUCUGAUAAUAGCAGUAUAAAUCAAGAAACUGGUCAAAUUCAGAUCAUUCCCGGCUCCAAUCAAACCAUCAUUGCCUCUGGAACGUCGUCAGCUAAUAUUCAGAAUAUCUUAUCUGGUCAGUCUGGUCAAGUCCAGGUUCAGGGAGUUGCAAUUGGUGGUUCGUCUUACCCUGGCCAAGCACAAGUGGUUGCUAACGUCCCUCUUGGACUGCCAGGGAAUAUUACUUUUGUACCCAUUAAUAGUGUUGAUCUAGAUUCUCUGGGACUUGGCAGUGGUUCUCAAACCAUGACAGCAGGCAUUAAUGCAGAUGGGCACUUGAUAAAUACCGGACAGGCCAUGGAUAGUUCAGAUACUUCUGAGAGGACUGGUGAGCAAGUUUCUCCUGAAAUUACAGAAACUGCCACUGAUAAUGACUUAUUUGUGCCAACGUCAUCAUCAUCGCAAUUGCCCGUUACCAUAGACAGUUCAAGUAUAUUGGAACAAAAUGCAAAUGACUUGACCACAACUAGCGGUCAAGUUCAUGGUUCUGAUCUUCAGGGAAAUUACAUCCAGACAUCAGUCUCUGAUGACACGCAGGCUCAGAAUAUUCAGGUCUCCACAGCACAGCCAAUUGUACAACACAUACAGCUACAAGAGUCGCAGCAGCCAACCAGUCAAGCCCAGAUUGUACAAGGUAUUGCGCAACAGACAAUCCAUGGUGUUCAAGCAAGUCAAAGUAUAUCUCAACAGGCUCUUCAAAAUCUUCAACUGCAGCUGAAUCCUGGAACUUUCUUAAUUCAGGCACAAACAGUGACCCCUUCUGGGCAGAUAACCUGGCAGACAUUUCAAGUACAAGGAGUUCAGAAUUUGCAGAACUUGCAAAUUCAGAAUGCACCUGGUCAACAAAUAACUCUGACUCCUGUGCAGACUCUCACUCUUGGUCAAGUUGCAGCAGGUGGUGCGUUGACAUCAACUCCAGUUAGUCUAAGCACUGCUCAAUUGCCAAAUCUACAGACAGUUACAGUAAACUCUAUAGAUUCUGCUGGUAUUCAGCUGCAUCAAGGAGAAAAUGCUGGCAGUCCUGCAGAUAUUAGGAUUAAAGAAGAGGAUCCUGAUCCAGAAGAGUGGCAGCUCAGUGGUGAUUCUACACUGAAUACUAAUGAUCUAACACAUUUGAGAGUACAGGUCGUAGAUGAGGAAGGGGACCAACCACAUCAGGAGGGAAAAAGACUGCGACGAGUAGCAUGUACAUGUCCCAACUGCAAAGAAGGUGGUGGAAGAGGCUCCAACUUGGGAAAAAAGAAGCAACACAUUUGUCACAUACCAGGAUGUGGCAAAGUAUAUGGGAAAACCUCACAUUUGAGAGCUCAUCUCCGCUGGCAUUCUGGAGAGCGUCCAUUUGUUUGUAAUUGGAUGUUCUGUGGCAAAAGGUUCACUCGCAGCGAUGAGCUCCAGCGACACCGAAGAACGCACACAGGUGAGAAGAAAUUUGUCUGUCCAGAAUGUUCAAAACGCUUUAUGAGAAGUGACCAUCUUGCCAAACACAUUAAAACACAUCAGAAUAAAAAAGGUAUUCACUCUAGCAGUACAGUGCUGGCAUCAGUAGAAGCAACAUCUGAUGAUACUUUGAUUACUGCAGGAGGAACAACACUUAUCCUUGCAAAUAUUCAACAAGGUUCUGUUUCAGGAAUAGGAACUGUUAAUACAUCUGGCACCAGCAAUCAGGAUAUUCUUACCAACACUGAAAUACCUUUACAGCUUGUCACAGUUUCGGGAAACGAGACAAUGGAGUAAAUAUUACACAAGAUACCUAUUAAUUGUGGUUAUUUUUAUACAGUAGUGAGAAGAAUAUUGUUCCUAAGUUCUUAGAUAUCUUUUUAUUGAUGUGCAAAAAUUUUUGGAUUGACAGUAACUUGGUUAUACAUGACACUGAAAUGCCUUACUUUGUAUGAUAUUCCAUAGUAUAUUAAAAUGGUAAAAUUGCAUGGGUUUUGUAGGUACUUUUGGAAUCUAGAAGAGAAGAAAUUUUACCAAGUUAUAUUAAAAAAAAAAAAAAAAGAAUUUAACGAUGGAAAUGGUAGUCUAACCAAAUGCAUCAAUCCUGUGUGGUUUAGUGUAAAAAAAAUGAGAACAUGUUGGUAUUUAUCUAUUGUAAGAUAAAAGAAGUUGAUGGGUGAAAAGAAAUCACAUUAUGAUAAAAGAAAUUUUGUAAUUUUCUUGAUGACUGGAAUUUUUAUUAUGCAUAACUGACAAAUCAAGUUUCCAAGCAAAUGUUACAUAGUGUAGGCUUUACUUAGCUCAUCAACUUGUCAUUUUGAAGCUAAUUAUUUUAAUUAGGUUAACUAUGUACAAUAUUUUAAGCAUUACUCUUGUAAGAUUUUGCAAACUACAUUUUAACAUGGAACUCUAGGUAUAGUCACCUUUUAAAUCCUAUUGAAAAGCCAUGUUUAAGAUUUAAUUUGCCAAAAUGAUGUCUUGUUAAUAUUCUUUCAAUAACCAAGGUGGGCAAUAUAACCAAUGUUUAAAAAGCUUAAAAUGUUAAGAAAAAUAAAUAUGUAUAGGUUGAAGCAUUUGGGUGGUAAGGCAGAUGUUAUAGUGAAGUAUAUCCCUUCUUUUGAACAUUGGAGGACCAAAAAUAAGGUGUAUUGCGUCUCAGCAGUGAUUUUUAUCAAAUCUUUUUCCAAAAAAACAUCUGUAUGCCAGGGCCUUAAAAGCCAUCAUGUAAAUUACCAGUAAAAUAUAACAUAUGCAAAUACAAAAGAAAAAUCACUUCCAUAUUGACAGUACUCCCAAACAUAUGGAUAUAGUCAUAGUGAACUAGGGGGGUUAUGAGGUUUUUGUUUGUUUGUUGUUUAGUUUUUGGUUAGUCAAUCUGCAUUUAAAUAUCAGCCAUUUUUCCUUUCUUGCUUCUUCCCUUAAAAAUUGUAUGUAUCCAGUACAUUUAACUGAUAAACAUAUAUGUUUUUUAUUAUGCUGAAUUUUCUUUUUAUUUUUUAAUUACUGUUUAUAUUUUCAAUUAUAGAAAAUGUACAAAAUGAAGUUAUAUAGCCAGUCUGUAAGUGCUAUACCAUUUUCAAAAAAUGUACAACAAUAAUUACUGCAGUUCACCUAUUUACAAACAUUUGGAAAUCUGUUCAUUUGUUAUUCUUAAAACCACCUCAAAUUUAAAGGCUACCUUAUUGUACGUUUAAAGUGUAUUAUAACAGUGUGGUAGUUAAUAAAACACUAUUUUUUUUUCUUUUGA